Anoplopoma fimbria (sablefish) is the source of this 1749-nucleotide messenger RNA. It is a transcript of the gene syt14a, whose product is annotated as synaptotagmin XIVa. The record is from RefSeq and is a predicted model, not a curated record. Lineage: Eukaryota; Metazoa; Chordata; Actinopteri; Perciformes; Anoplopomatidae.
AUGAACCUCCCCCUUCCCCCCUGGCAGUGGGCCGCUCCCCCUUCUUCACCGCCCGCUCCGGUGAAGCCCAAACAGAACAUCAUGGCGAUUGAUGGUGGCGAGCGUAACUGUGGAGUGCAUGAGCUGAUCUGCGUCAGAAAAGUCUCUCCAGAGGUGCUGGGGUUUCUGACGGCCAUCGGACUCUUCAUCAUCCUCAUGACCUUCCUGUUCUGGUACCUCAACAACAAGUUGUCUCUGGAGAACCCAGGGAGCCUUCAGUGCCUUGAUGACUUCAGGAAAAAGAAUGAGAUUCAAGACAAGGCCUACUCUGACGCCGACCUGCAGGGCUCGUCAUCGGACAGCGAGGAUGAACUGAUGGGUCAGUAUCAGGAGGCGGUCAGCCGCUCCCAAGGCCUCCGGGGAGGAGCCAAGGCAGCCGCUAGUACCAAACACGCAGGAGGUUUCAGCUGGGAGAGCCGGCGGAAGUACAGCCCUCUGACUGCUGACUAUAACGGCUACAGCAGCGACGCCUCGGCUGACGACGCCAACUGCAUCCAGAGGAUGAGACGGACGCCGCCGCUGGACGAACUUCAGCCCCCUCCCUAUCAGGAUGAGAACGGCUCUCCGAGGAUGUCCUGUACGCUGUCUGACCUGGGGGACGCCAAGUGUGAUCUAUCGUAUACCAGCGGCAGUCCCCACAUGUCCUUUGGCAAAUGCCCCAGUGAGUACAGCGACGGCCAGGAGACGGAGAGUUACCUCAACAAGGGCUACGAGGAGGAUGUACCCAGUGACAGUACGGCUGUCCUCAGCCCAGAGGACAUGUCAGCCCGUGGAUCAGCAGCUCGGCUCCCUAAAGGUUACGAUCCAGAUCCACUUGCAAAAUACGGCACUCUGGAUGUGGUGUUUGACUACGACUCAGAGGACCAGCAGCUGGCACUCACCAUCAUGGCGGUAUCGGAUCUUCCCGCCCUGAAACGCACGGGCAACAUCUCCUGGCAGGUCCACCUGGUGCUGCUGCCCACCAAAAAGCAGAGGGCCAAGACGGGAAUCCAGAGAGGUCCGUGCCCGAUCUUCACCGAGACCUUCCGCUUCAGCCACGUGGAGUCGGAGAUGAUCAGCAAUUACGCCAUCCGAUUCCGCCUCUACAGCAUGCGGCGGAUGAAGAAGGAGAAGGUGCUCGGGGAAAAGGUGUUUUACCUCACCAAGCUCAACCUUCAGGGCAAAGUGUCUGUGCCGGUCAUAUUAGACCCCUGCUGUGCUCUCCCGGGUGGUGAAUCCCAGGUCAGCCUCUCCGAUAUGACAUGCAGUGAAAGCGCCUCAUCAUUCCAGUCAGUCAGUCAGACUUCCACACCAGAGAUCCUCGUGGGCCUGGUGUACAACGCCACAACAGGUCGUCUCUCUGUGGAGAUCAUCAAAGGCAUCCAUUUUAAAAACCUGGCUGCCAACAAGCCACCCAAUACAUAUGUUAAGCUGACCCUACUGAACUCCAUGGGCCACGAGAUGUCCAAGUGUAAGACCUCCAUCUGUCGAGGUCAGCCCAACCCAACCUACAAAGAGACGUUUGUCUUCCAGGUAGCUCUUUUCCAGCUAUCGGACGUCACGCUCAUCCUCUCCGUCUACAACAAGCGCAGCAUGAAGCGCAAGGAGAUGAUUGGCUGGAUUUCGCUCGGCCUCAACAGCUCCGGGGAGGAGGAGCUCACCCACUGGACUCAGAUGAAGGAGUCUAAAGGACAGCAGGUUUGCCGCUGGCACAGUUUGUUGGAGUCCUAG